Rubroshorea leprosula is the source of this 1057-nucleotide messenger RNA. The record is from the annotation of a GenBank genome assembly. NCBI's taxonomy places the organism in Eukaryota, Viridiplantae, Streptophyta, Magnoliopsida, Malvales, Dipterocarpaceae.
UCGUUCUCUUCCUCUCCCUCUCCCUCUGCCUACUCUCCUCACUCAAGUCUCAACGACGACCUCAAAGCCGGAGCUGGGCUAAGUAGCGCAGCCAAUCUCCCUGCUGUUUGUCAGCAAUCUAGUAAGAAUCAUGUUUCUAUCGAGAUUUAUUGGGAGAACAGCUCUCUUGGCAGCUGCCAAAUCAGAAAGUUCUGCAGCUGCAGCUGCAGCUGCUGCUUCUACCGCUACAUCAGGUUCUAAUCCUCUUGAGCAGUUCUUCGAGGCAGAUUAUCCUGAGGAGGGAAAGCCUGUUUAUGGUCGAAGUUGGAAAGCAUCUGAGCUGCGCCUCAAGGCAUGGGAUGAUCUUCAAAAAUUAUGGUAUGUUCUUUUGAAAGAAAAAAACAUGCUGAUGACUCAACGGCAGAUGCUUCAUGCGGAGAACCUACGCUUUCCUAAUCCAGAGCGUAUUCCCAAGGUAAGGAAAUCCAUGUGCCGGAUCAAGCAAGUGCUCACUGAAAGAGCAAUUGAAGAGCCAGAUCCCAGAAGGUCUGCUGAGAUGAAGAGGAUGAUAAAUGCUUUGUAAUUUGCAUGCCAACAUUCCUAACUCGGCUCCUACAGGCUCUCUAGUGGUUUGUUGUUGAGACAUGAUGAUGUCACGCUUCCCAUGUGUAGGUGGACUGCAUCCUUCUUGUAUUUCAUUUAUCAUCUUCACUUUCACUUCCUAUUGAACGUAUCCCAGCGUUUGUUUCUGUUUUGUAUGACAUAUUAUCAGUAGAGACGAGUCAUCAUCCCAUAAUUAGAACUGCUUAUAUCUGUCUGUUUCUUUCCAUAUUGUUUUCCUUUUUAAGAUUUCCCCUUCUAGAUUCCCCUAUCCAUAGAAUCAGUGAGUUUUAUAAAUUACUUUGACGAUGAUUUCAUAAGUUCUUUGCAAUCCUUGUAUCUGGAUAAGUAGUUCUAAUUUUAGAUGGAUGCAAAUUCUUUUGAUGAAAGCAAGCUUAUAGAACAGUUUUAAGUUUGAUAUUGUUGAGUUCUCUGAUGUGUACUGGUAGUUAUUGCUGCAUAAAUUCUUGAAAAUGAC